UGCAGCACUUGGACAAGAAAGUUGGUCGCGACUACUGGCAACCGCUAUUUAUUUCCCUUGACCCACGCCGUGAUACGCCAGAAAAGGUGCGAGAGUACUUAGCUGAUUUUAGUCCACGUAUUCUCGGCCUUGUGGGAACGCAAGAGGAGGUGGAGGCGGCUGCCCGCGAGUAUCGUGUGUACUUUGCCAUCCCCGAUGAAGAGGGCAUGAGCGAGGACGACUACCUCGUUGAUCACUCCAUCAUCAUGUACCUCAUGGACCCGGAGGGCCGUUUCUGCGACUACACCACGAAGGAGUUUCAGUGGUUUGAGAGCUACAGUAAAUUGUUGCGCCGCAUGAUGGACUAUGAACGGGAGAAGGUGCGGAAGCAGCGGGAGCGGGGCGGGGAGCUGCAGCCGGGUGAGAGGGCGGCAAACAUGAAGGUGGCAAACAUCGCGACGAUGUUGGAUGAGAGUGCGGCGGCGGUGCCCAGCCGUGAGGAGCUGGAGAAUGCCAGACCACAGCAGGCGAUGACAAUUCGGCGUUGA
This is a messenger RNA of Trypanosoma cruzi, 527 nucleotides long. RefSeq names its product electon transport protein SCO1/SCO2, putative. The annotation marks the transcript as partial. Lineage: Eukaryota; Euglenozoa; Kinetoplastea; Trypanosomatida; Trypanosomatidae. The transcript has a single exon. The record is from RefSeq and is a predicted model, not a curated record.